Tetrahymena thermophila SB210 is the source of this 3513-nucleotide messenger RNA. Its product is annotated as importin-beta amine-terminal domain protein. The record is from RefSeq and is a predicted model, not a curated record. Gene Ontology annotation, biological process: protein import into nucleus. Gene Ontology annotation, molecular function: small GTPase binding. The transcript has 14 exons. NCBI's taxonomy places the organism in Eukaryota, Ciliophora, Oligohymenophorea, Hymenostomatida, Tetrahymenidae. Gene Ontology annotation, cellular component: nuclear envelope; cytosol.
AUGGACUCCAAUUCAGUUAGUUAGCAAGACAUGCUAACAGUUUUAAAUGUAUAUCAGCAAUUAGUCACAGAUAGUACAAAGUUAGCUCAAGGUGAUAAAUUUUUAGAGUAAGCCCUCAACUAGAUUAAUAAUUUUGCAUCUACCUCUAUCAAGAUUUUUGUUUAGAAGGAGUAAAACAUGCAAAUGCGUAUUUACAUAGGUGCUUUAAUCAAAAAUAUGCUCAGAGAGUACUGGUAAAGCAAUCAGGCUCUUGCAGAUUAGAAAAAGGAAAUAAGAGAAAUAUUAUUGCAUGGUCUGCUAAUGAAUGUCGGAGACUUGAGAAUUAUAGAAAUUAUUGCCCUUAUUAUCACUGAAAUUAUGGUUUUCGAUGGAGUAGAAUUAUGGGCAAGUUCAUUAAAGCAAAUUAUAGAUUGGAUGAAAAGCGAAGAUUUGGAAAGAGUUAAUACUGGAUUAGAAUUGUUUUGUACAAUAUUCUCCAAAGUAAGUGAAAAAUAUAGAAAUGAGAAAAUUCUUCCUGAAAGUUUCUCACUCACUCCUUUGAUUCCUAAAUUAAUGCAAGCUCUCUUAUAAAUAUUAGUUAACCUAAGAACUUUAAAUGAAACUUAAAGAGAAAAAUUAUUUGUUUUGCUCUAUUUAACUAUUACUUCAUUUGCUUACGCUGAUGGAUCUGAUAAUCGUUUAGUCGCAUAGUGUUUUGAUGAAACUUUCAAAGAUUGGAUGAAUCUCUUUAUUUCUACCUUACAAACCGACCUCAAAUCUCACAUCACUAUUAAGAGAUAUAUUCUUAAAAUUAUGAAUGUCAUUUUUAGAGAUUUUACUUAUUAUGCUAGAAAUGCUAUUGCAAUUAGAAUUCUCCCUAUUUGGAAGUUCAUGAACUCCAUUCUUCCCCUCUACAUUUGGACUUGUGUGUAUGGCAUCUAAUUACAAAAUCUUGAUAAUAAUGCAUAACCAAUUCAAGAUCCAGCUACUAUUUUGAUUUAAUAAGGAGCUCAAUAGAUGGAUCAAUACGGAAGUGCUGGAUUAGAUAAUUUAGAUUUUAGAUUUUUAGAAGAAGAAGAUGAAUGUUUGAACGAAAUUGAAGGUUUAACAUUAAAUGCUAUUGAAUUACUUGCAACAUUAGUCAUUAAAGAAGAUCUUUAUAUGUUAGUAAAGCAUGCUCUUUUCCCAAUUAUCAAUGCUCUUGCUCACUUUAUUCUCCUUUCUAAGUAACAAGAAAAAUUAUGGAUUCAUGAACCAAAUCAAUUUAUAACUGAUGAUGAAGAUGAAGCAAAUAUGAAGUCACUCAGGGCUCUUGCACAUAACUUAAUUUUCUAACUAAUUGAAAAGUUUUAAGAUUAAACUACUCAAGCUCUUAUGAUUGUUGCCGAAAAGUUCAUGACAAACCAAGAUCAAGCACAAACAGUUUAAGUUAUCUAAGAAUUUUACGAUAAGGGGUUAGCAAGUGAAAUUAAAAUGGGCUAAAGCUUUGACUUCACCAAAGAAAGACUUAUGGAAUUCAUCAAAACUUCUAACUUUGACUGCACUCUUCCCGAUCACGCUUGGAAAAAGAGAGAAGUAGGUCUCCUCCUUCUUGGUAGCUUUUCCGAUGAUAUUAUCGAUUUCCAAUAUAAGCAUACCUCUUCUUUUGACAUUUCCUCUCUCAUCCAAAAUCUUAUUUCUGAUAUUCAAAUUCCUAAUUCUAAUCCUAUCCUUAUAGCUAAAUCAUUAUGGUGUGUUACACGCUUUUCAGAGGUUAUUGCCUAAAAGCACACCGAAUUAUUCCUUCCUCUCUUUAAAGUUGCAAUGUCUUGUCUUUCAAAUAUUCACUAAUUCCCAGUUCGUUUGACUGCUGUUAAGUCGAUUGGAGUAAUUGCUCAUAAGAUCAAAUAAUAUCAAUAACAAUUACCUGACAGAAGCACUUGGGUAUAAUAUGGUAUUGAAGACGUUUCUAUAUUAGUAGAUGUAUUUGAUAUUUUAACUUAUGUAAAUGUUGAAACUGUGCACAUUAUUUUAGAUACUCUUGUAUAUUUGAAUAAGCUUUCUAAAGUUUAUAUUCCUGAAAUAGCUAAUCUAGGUGCUAGAUCUAUUUUAUAAAUUUUCACUUUGUAGCAUAAUGAUUAAAUGAUUAAUCGUAUUACUAUGGAGCUUAUUACUUAACUUUCUGAAGAUCCUGUCUCUUUCAAUAUUAUCUUCUAAAAUGCCUUCUCAUCUUUUAUUCUUGAUAGUUUUAAUCUCAUUAAGCAUCACAUUGCCGAAAACUCAAAUUUAACUUAAAUUAGACAACAAGAUCUCUCACUUAUGGCUAGUAUAUUUGAUGUAACCAGCAUUUUUGUCAAGAACUGCUAAGAUAACAAUGCAAAGGAAAGUUUAAUCAAACUCUUACCUCCUCUUCUUAACCUUAUGAUUGUCAACGAAGAAUGCACAUUAUAAUAACAUGCCUCAAUUUGCCUAAAAAAUUUCAUUAAAGUUGCUGACCAAUAUAUAAUUAAAAAUCAAUUAGUAAAGGAUGUUCUUUAAGUUAUUAUGAAGUUACUAUAAGUACCUACAAACUCUUAAUUUGAAAGUAAUUCAACUUACUCAGGAAAUCUCUGCAUGAUAGCAUUCCACAAUCUUCUUGGUGGUUCUGCUGAUCCUGAAAUAUUAAAAUAAGUAAUUUAUAAGAUUUUUAGGUCAAAGCUAGCUACUACUGUUCAAGGUUUAGUUUUAGUAUGGGCUCGUAUGAUUAUUAACAAUCCCAUUGAAUCAGUUAAUUUCCUUUACUCAUUCAGUGUUGAAAACAGAUUUGCUUUGAAAGUUUUAAUUGACAAGUGGUUAUUACAAUAGGCUGCUUUUAGAGGAAAAUAUACUAAAAACACAACUUUGUUGGCAUUGACUAAACUUUUCUUGUUAAAAGAUAAUAGAAUUGAAACUUUAGUUGCUAUUGCUUACAAUCCUUCUCAUUAAAACGUUGGACAUGAUGUAAGUGCUCCACUUAAAAUUUUAAGUACAUUGAUUAGAGGAUUAGAUAACGAGAUGAUCCCUCAAAGAAAAGAAUAGGACUAUAUAAGAGAUGCUUAAAAUUACAUAAAAGACGGUGAAGACGAGCGUUUAGAAGUUGAUGAUGACGAAAAUGGAGAUUAUAAUGACUAAUUCUAAGAAGAAAAUGAAGGAAAAGUUGAAGUUGAUAUGAAUAUUAUCCACGAUGAAGAAGAAAAUCAACCAAGACAGUUUGCAGUUGGUGGAGAAAAAGCAGGCGGAUUAGCAGAAUUUGAAACAGGAUCAACAAAUUAUAUGACUGAAGGUUUUGAAUUUGGUUAUGAUGAUGGCGAAGAAUGUGAUGAAACAACUGAAGAAGAUCUUGAAUAUUUGAAAGACCAAUAUAUAUAAGUAAAUACAGCUGAAAUGCUUAAAUAAUUCUUUAAUGACCUUGCUAAAAACGAUCCUAAGUACUUCGCUCAAUGCUUGAAGCACUUAUUAAAAGAGGAUAUAAAUCUAUUAUAAAAAUAUAUCAAUCUUAAAAAUAUUGAACAGCUACAUUCUUAAUAAAUAUACUGA